AUGGCCGGUCUGGCGAACACUAAACAGACUCAGGACAGGAAUAGGACGAACGAAAGAUAAUCUCAUAAAAUGGGGACUGCUAGAUAGCGCAGACACAUUGUGUCUNACUAAAAAAGUCGAUGUUGCACUAAACGAGUCUUGCCGACUCAUAACCGGUUGCUUAAAAAAUGCACCGGUUGAACAACUAUACAUACUUUCGGGAAUAGCUCCUCCAUCAAUAAGAAGGUCCACGCAAGCAGACUGGGAAAGAACGAAAAUAGCAUCGGACCCACGAUAUCCCAUGUACGGUAUAACUCCACAACUAUCUCGUCUCAAGUCCAGGAAGAGUUUUAUGAACCAUACAAAAGCCAUCUUGUCAACACAUCCUGAAACAGAAAGGACGACCAGAUGGAGAAAAGAGAUAAGCAGUACUUCCAGCUGGGUGCCGAAUGAGUCACUUCCACCUGGUCAUAAUGAAACAUGGCCGGUCUGGCGAACACUAAACAGAUUCAGGACAGGAAUAGGACGAACGAAAGAUAAUCUCAUAAAAUGGGGACUGCUAGAUAGCGCAGACACAUUGUGUCUAUGCGGAAAAGAGCAGACUGCUACACAUCAUAAAAUGCACAGCUAG
Molecule: messenger RNA, 610 nt
Organism: Cinara cedri
Lineage: Eukaryota; Metazoa; Arthropoda; Insecta; Hemiptera; Aphididae
Source: the annotation of a GenBank genome assembly